AUAUGGAAAGGCCUAGGUCUUCCAGCAACCUGCCCUGGCCGAACCACGAAGACUUAAGAGGGGCCUCAGCGCCUUAUCCAUCUGUUCUGGAAACGCUGGUCGCCCCCCUGGCGCCUCUGGGGCUGGCGGGUGCGAAGCUCCAGAAAGUGCACAGAGAUGGGGAGCUUUGUGGUGGUAGUUGUACAGAACCUGCCAGACCUCAGGGCUGAGCCCCGGAGGCAACCCCGGCGGCUGGGGCCCUGGUGUGCAAACUCCCCGGCCGCAGGCUCUGUCGGGUGGGUCCCGGCCCGGGCGCGCAGUGCAGAGCGUUUGCCGUUGUGGCCUGGCUGACGGCCCCGAGGGGCGCGGGGUCGCAGGCCGGCCCGCAGGGCUUUGUGCCGCCAGUUCCCGUGAGUGCUCGAGGCGCGGAGCAUCCAAAUUGACACCAUAUGUUUUCCUAUUAGAGGCUUCGCGGUCGAAUUCUAGGCGCAUAAUCAUCGCCACUGGGCGAGAACGCCAGCCGUCCCUAGGGAAGGGACACAAUGAGGCUUAACCUCUGAAGGGGAAUUUAGAGCUGCGUCUCCUCGCUGCCAUUUCGAUGCUGGCAGAAGGCUCCCUGGCCCUAGCGACUCCUGGGCGAGCACCCGCCAGCCUUAGCUGGGGAGGUGACGGGCGUGGUGUUAUUAGGAGCAGGAGAGAGGUUUAGGUUUAGGCGGCCUCACACGCCUUGGCAUUCGUAGACUGGGAAUUGCCCUGACUGUGUGUGAAGUUUGGAAAGUGCCUCUCGGUCUCUCUCUGGGACAGCCUUUCUUUUUCUGGGAAGGCUCUUUUUUGCCCAGAGAUGAAAUUCCGCAGCCAGAGCGCUAGAUGGAACUUAGGAGGCUAAGGAAGGCAAUAAAGGGAAUUUGGGAGAAACCGGAAGCGCGGGCCAGGCCUUGCUCUGCUGGAGAAGUGGUGUCCCCGCAAUGUCCCCGCUUGCGCUGGGCCCGGCCACAGCCCAGAUCCCCCAAACGCCUGUCACUUCUCAUCGAGUUGAGGCUCUGCCCCCUCCUCGGGGACCCCCCCACCUCCAAGCCUUCGGCUACCCUGAAAACGCGGCUCCCCUAGAAGGGGAAACGAGUGCAGUUCCAUCUCGUCUGAGUGAUCUACAAAUAGGGACGGAAAGGGUCGUUUUAUCACAGUCCCGUUUGUCGUGACGAUGCAAUUUCCCGGAGCGGAGCACUGUCACAAAGUGACAAGGCUGCCACAAGCGCCCCGACUGAUCUUUUCAAUUAGCCUUCCAUGCAUGAUCCGGAGCGACUUCCGCCUAUUUCCAGAAAUUAAGCUCAAACUUGACGUGCAGCUAGUUUUAUUUUAAAGACAAAUGUCAGAGAGGCUCAUCAUAUUUUCCCCCCUCUUCUAUAUUUGGAGCUUAUUUAUUGCUAAGAAGCUCAGGUUCCUGGAGUCAAUUUAUUAGGAGGCUCCAAGGAGAAGAGAGGAAAGGAGUGAACUGCCGAGCAGGGAGCCACGUCUUCUCCGGGGAGGGCUGCUCUCAAGAGUCGGGGCUGCAGGUUGGAGAUUUUUAAGGAAGUAGAAAUUGGCGACUGGCUUUAUUUGCGUGCCUGUGGUUUUCGGGGAGGGGGCUGCAGAGAGAUGUUAACUCCCUCUCCCUAUUCUCUAAGAUCGGACAAUGGGAUGAGGUUAUGAGAUGCCAAGAUAAAGGAGGGAUGAGGGACACUAUAAUGUGCUCUUUUGUUUUUCUUUUCUACUUUUUAUUUUUGCUAAUAUCUGUCCUUGGUUGAGGGGAGGGCGGAGUUCAGUGGCGGAAGUAAAGCGAGCGGUGACCGGCGCGGACAGACUCCGGCUCUCGGCCUCCCUGGCGGCAGCCGGACUCUUCUGUGGCUGAAGCCGAACCCGGGCCGACUCUUCAACUUCUACAGCGGAGGUCACAGCGGAGUGAAUCAGCUCGGUGGUGUCUUUGUCAACGGGCGGCCACUGCCGGACUCCACCCGGCAGAAGAUUGUAGAGCUCGCUCACAGCGGGGCCCGGCCGUGCGACAUUUCCCGAAUUCUGCAGGUGUCCAACGGAUGUGUGAGUAAAAUUCUGGGCAGGUAUUACGAGACUGGCUCCAUCAGACCCAGGGCAAUCGGUGGUAGUAAACCGAGAGUAGCGACUCCAGAAGUUGUAAGCAAAAUAGCCCAGUAUAAGCGGGAGUGCCCGUCCAUCUUUGCUUGGGAAAUCCGAGACAGAUUACUGUCCGAGGGGGUCUGUACCAACGAUAACAUACCAAGUGUGUCAUCAAUAAACAGAGUUCUUCGCAACCUGGCUAGCGAAAAGCAACAGAUGGGCGCAGACGGCAUGUAUGAUAAACUAAGGAUGUUGAAUGGACAGACCGGAAGCUGGGGCACCCGCCCGGGUUGGUAUCCGGGGACUUCGGUGCCAGGGCAACCUACGCAAGAUGGCUGCCAGCAACAGGAAGGAGGGGGAGAGAAUACCAACUCUAUCAGCUCCAACGGAGAAGAUUCAGAUGAGGCUCAAAUGCGACUUCAGCUGAAGCGGAAGCUGCAGAGAAAUAGAACAUCCUUUACCCAGGAGCAAAUUGAGGCCCUGGAGAAAGAGUUUGAGAGAACCCAUUAUCCAGAUGUGUUUGCCCGAGAAAGACUAGCAGCCAAAAUAGAUCUACCUGAAGCAAGAAUACAGGUAUGGUUUUCUAAUCGAAGGGCCAAAUGGAGAAGAGAAGAAAAACUGAGGAAUCAGAGAAGACAGGCCAGCAACACACCUAGUCAUAUUCCUAUCAGCAGUAGUUUCAGCACCAGUGUCUACCAACCAAUCCCACAACCCACCACACCUGUUUCCUCUUUCACAUCUGGCUCCAUGUUGGGCCGAACAGACACAGCCCUCACAAACACAUACAGUGCUCUGCCGCCCAUGCCCAGCUUCACCAUGGCGAAUAACCUGCCUAUGCAACCCCCAGUCCCCAGCCAGACCUCAUCGUACUCCUGCAUGCUGCCCACCAGCCCCUCGGUGAACGGGCGGAGUUAUGACACCUACACCCCACCACAUAUGCAGACACACAUGAACAGUCAGCCAAUGGGCACCUCGGGCACCACUUCAACAGGACUCAUUUCCCCUGGUGUGUCAGUUCCAGUUCAAGUUCCCGGAAGUGAACCUGAUAUGUCUCAGUAUUGGCCAAGAUUACAGUAAAAAAAGAAAAAAAAAAAGAAAAAAAAAAGAAAAAGAAAGGAAAUAUUGUGUUAACUCAGUCAGUGACUAUAUGGACACAACAGUUGGGCAUUCAGGAAGGAAAGAAAAUGGCUAUUAGAAGCACUUCAGUUCUACAACUUUGUCCUGUAUUGUACCACUGGGGAAUGGACUUGAAACAAGGACCUUUGUACAAAGAAGGCACAAUAUCAGUUGGAACAAAUCUUCAUUUUGGUAUCCAAACUUUUAUUCAUUUUGGUGUAUUAUUUGUAAAUGGGCAUUUGUAUGUUAUAAUGAAAAAAAGAACAACGUAGACUGGAUGGAUGUUUGAUCUAUGUUGGUCAUGAAGUUGUUUUUAAAAAAAGAAACCAUGAUCAAUGAGCUUUGCCACGAAUUUAAGAGUUUUAUCAAGAUAUAUCGAAUACUUCUACCCAUCUGUUCAUAGUUUAUGGACUGAUGUUCCAAGUUUGUAUCAUUCCUUUGCAUAUAAUUAAACCUGGAACAACAUGCACUAGAUUUAUGUAAGAAAUAUCUGUUGGUUUUCCAAAGGUUGUUAACAGAUGAAGUUUAUGUGCAAAAAGGGGUAAGAUAUAAAUUCAAGGAAGAAAAAAGUUGAUAGCUAAAAGGUAGAGUGUGUCUUCGAUAUAAUCCAAUUUGUUUUAUGUCAAAAUGUAAGUAUUUGUCUUCCCUAGAAAUCCUCAGAAUGAUUUCUAUAAUAAAGUUAAUUUCAUUUAUAUUUGACAAGAAUACUCUAUAGAUGUUUUAUACACAUUUUCAUGCAAUCAUACAUUUCUUUUUGGCCAGCAAAAGUUAAUUGUUCUUAGAUGUAGUUGUAUUACUGUUCACAGUCCAAUCAUUUUGUGCAUCUAGAAUUCAUUCCUAAUCAAUUAAAAGUGCUUGCAAGAGUUUUAAACUUAAGUGUUUUGAAGUUGUUCACAACUACAUAUCAAAAUUAACCAUUGUUGAUUGUAAAAACCAUGCCAAAGCCUUUGUAUUUCCUUUAUUAUACUAUUUUCUUUUUAACCUUA
Molecule: messenger RNA, 4187 nt
Organism: Nycticebus coucang (slow loris)
Lineage: Eukaryota; Metazoa; Chordata; Mammalia; Primates; Lorisidae
Gene: PAX6
Product: paired box 6
Exons: 10
Coding region: 2302-3162 (286 amino acids)
Biological process (GO): regulation of transcription by RNA polymerase II; anatomical structure development
Molecular function (GO): RNA polymerase II cis-regulatory region sequence-specific DNA binding; DNA-binding transcription factor activity, RNA polymerase II-specific
Source: RefSeq, a predicted model, not a curated record